This is a messenger RNA of Fomitopsis serialis, 2499 nucleotides long. RefSeq names its product cytochrome P450 oxidoreductase. Gene Ontology annotation, molecular function: NADPH-hemoprotein reductase activity; flavin adenine dinucleotide binding; FMN binding. Lineage: Eukaryota; Fungi; Basidiomycota; Agaricomycetes; Polyporales; Fomitopsidaceae. The record is from RefSeq and is a predicted model, not a curated record. The transcript has 3 exons. The coding region runs from base 79 to 2322 and encodes 747 amino acids. Gene Ontology annotation, cellular component: cytosol.
CGCGCUCAUAGCCCUCUCCCCUACCCUACUCCAACCCCGUAGUCCUCCCCCGGUCGUCGUCGCUCGCCGUCGCCCGCCAUGGCGUCGAACUCGGACAUAAUUGUUCUCGCCGUCGGCCUGGUCCUCGCAGCAGUCUACCUGUUCCGGGACCAGCUCUUCGCCUCCAAACCCAAGUCCACGCCUAUAGCGCUCCCCAAGACCGCAAAUGCAGGCGGCGGCGACCCCCGCGAUUUCGUCCAGAAGAUGAAGGAUGCUAAAAAGCGCAUCGUCAUCUUCUACGGUUCUCAAACUGGUACCGCAGAGGAAUACGCCAUCCGUCUCGCCAAGGAAGCCAAGCAGAAAUUCGGUCUGGCAUCGCUCGUAUGCGACCCCGAGGAGUACGACUUCGAGAAACUCGACCAGAUCCCGGAGGACUGCUGUGUCUUCUUCGUCGUGGCUACCUAUGGUGAGGGCGAGCCGACUGACAACGCUGUCACGCUCUGCCAGAACCUCUCGGACGAGUCCUUCGAGUUCAGCAACGGCGAGCACAAGCUGCCCGGUGUCAAGUAUGUCGUCUUCGGUCUCGGCAACAAGACGUACGAGCACUACAACCUUAUCGCGAAGAACGUCGACCGCGAUCUUGAGAAGAUGGGUGGGAUCAGGAUUGGUGAGCGGGGCGAGGGUGAUGACGACAAGAGCAUGGAGGAGGACUACCUGGAGUGGAAGGAUGGCAUGUGGGAGGCAUUUGCGCAGGCGAUGAACGUCGAGGAGGGCCAGGGCGGUGACACUCCCGACUUCGCUGUUACGGAGGUCGAAUCCCAUCCGCCUGAGAAGGUCUACCUCGGUGAAUUGUCUGCCCGUGCUCUGACCCGCUCCAAGGGUAUCCACGAUGCGAAGAACCCCUACCCUGCUCCUAUCACCGUAGGUCGGGAACUCUUCCAGCAGCCUUCGGAGAGGAACUGCGUGCACAUGGAGUUCAACACUGAGGGUUCCGGUAUCACGUACCAGCAUGGCGACCACGUCGGUGUCUGGCCAUCCAACGCUGAGAACGAGGUCCUCCGGCUGCUCUGUGCGCUCGGUCUGCACGAGAAGAAGGACACGAUCAUCAACAUCGAGUCGCUCGACCCGGCGCUCGCCAAGGUGCCAUUCCCCGUCCCGACGACGUACAUCACGGUCCUACGCCACUACAUUGACAUUAGCGCUGUCGCCGGACGUCAGAUUCUCGGCGUCCUUUCUAAGUUCGCGCCCAACCCUGAGGCCGAGGCUUUCCUGAAGACGCUGAACACGAACAAGGACGAGUACAACAACGUCGUCGCGAAUGGCUGUCUCAAGCUCGGCGAGAUCCUGCAGCUCGCUUCCGGCAACGACAUUGCUGUCGAGCCGUCACCGGAGAACACCACGGCAUGGGCGAUCCCCUUCGACAUCAUCGUGUCCAGCAUCCCGCGUCUCCAACCCCGGUACUACUCCAUCGCGUCCAGCCCCAAGCUCUACCCGAACUCGAUCCACGUCACCGUCGUCGUCCUCGCGUACGAGUCUCUCGAGAGCGAGAAGGUCAAGACGCGCUGGAUCCACGGUGUCGGCUCCAACUUUAUCCUCAACCUCAAGUUCGCCGCGGGUAACGAGAGCGUCUCUCUGCUCGCUGAGGACGCAAAGCACAACCCAUCUCUCGCGAAGUUGCCGAACUAUGCGAUUGAGGGGCCGCGGAGUGCGUACAAGCAGGAGACCAUCUUCAAAGCGCCCAUCCACGUCCGGAGGUCUACCUUCAGGCUGCCGACGAACCCCAAGAGCCCUGUCAUCAUGAUCGGUCCCGGUACUGUGAUUAUACCGCAUUUCCUCAGUAGUGAGUGUAAUCUAAUACAUCAUCAGGGUGUCGCACCAUUCCGCGGCUUCGUGCAAGAGCGUGUCGCCAUGGCUCGUCGUACGAUCGAGAAGAACGGUGUAGAGGGUCUCGCCGACUGGGGCAGCAUCCGCCUCUACUUCGGCUGCCGGCGUUCGGACCAGGACUUCCUCUACAAGGACGAGUGGCCCGAGCACGCGAAGGAGCUGCACGGCAAGUUCACGAUGCGCUGUGCGUUCUCGCGCGAGGUGUACAAGCCCGACGGCGGCAAGAUCUACGUGCAGGACCUGCUCUGGGAAGAUCGCGACCACGUCGCGGACUCGAUCCUAAACGGGAAGGGCUACGUGUACAUCUGCGGUGACGCGAGGAGCAUGAGCAAGGCGGUCGAGGAGACGCUGUGCAGGAUAUUGGGCGAGGCGAAGGGCGGCUCGGCGGAGGUGGAGGGCGCGGCGGAGGUUAAGUUGCUGAAGGAGCGCAGCCGGAUGCUCUCGGAUGUCUGGAGCUGAGGGAGCUUUGCUCAUUGUCUUGUGUUUUUCAUACACGCGCUGCUAUCCAUCGCUGUCGACGAUCCUUUUUGCGGGCCCCGAUCCGUAUCUCUUGGAAGUAGAUUUAUUUAUCUGUCUUGUGCAUCAGACUGGCCGUAGACCAUGCAUACAAUGGAAUCACUCCUGCACCCCACUUCU